This is a messenger RNA of Rotaria sp. Silwood2, 654 nucleotides long. NCBI's taxonomy places the organism in Eukaryota, Metazoa, Rotifera, Eurotatoria, Philodinida, Philodinidae. The record is from the annotation of a GenBank genome assembly.
AUGGGCUUCGAAACGCAGAUCUUGGAUCCCUAUACUAUUCAUAAAACUUCCAUUGAUUCUUUCUUAAAACGGAUCAGAGAAAAGAAUACAUUUAAUUCAAAAACUUUACGACUUCACUUUAUUUUAGGUACUCCGUUUCAUACUAACCGACCAUCUGCAAAAAUCAUUAAUAAUGAUGAUCAGAAUCGGAAUGACGCACGCAUUUUUCCUGAUGCACAAAAAUAUGUACGCAACUGGAUUUGUGGUGAUAUAAUUGGACAAGGUGUUUUUACAUACCAAAAUGGAGGCCGAUAUGAAGGAAACUUUAAGCUUCGUGGUGGUAAAGAAGGAAAUGGCACUUUUUAUGUUGCUGAUGGAGGAAAAUAUGUAGGCAGUUGGAUGAAUAAUUACCCGAAUGGGCAAGGUGCUUUUACAUGGCCUAAUGGAGAUCGAUAUGAAGGUAGCUUUAGAGAUGGUGAAAUGCAUGGAAAUGGUGUUUUCUAUUAUGCUGAUGGACGAAAAUAUAUUGGCAGUUGGAUCAAUGGAAAAUCGAAUGGGCCAGGUGUUUUAACAUGGAACAAUGAGACCCAGAAGAAAGAAUUCUUCAAAAAAAUCAAGAUGCUAAGUGGUAGAGAUAUAGGCAAAAGUUUUCAACGGCCGUUUACAUAUAAUUAA